This is a messenger RNA of Syngnathoides biaculeatus (alligator pipefish), 5402 nucleotides long. RefSeq names its product coiled-coil domain containing 102A (gene ccdc102a). Gene Ontology annotation, cellular component: myosin complex. The coding region runs from base 225 to 2063 and encodes 612 amino acids. The transcript has 10 exons. The record is from RefSeq and is a predicted model, not a curated record. Lineage: Eukaryota; Metazoa; Chordata; Actinopteri; Syngnathiformes; Syngnathidae.
UUUCCCUGAACGUGAGUCUGAGACGAAAAAAUAGUUGAAGGAAAAGGAACACCGGACGAAGUCUUUGGCAACAGUAAGAGGAAAUCCCUGCAAUUUCAACAGAAACGAAUACACAUCCCAAGAAGAAGGACAAUUUGGUUCAUAACUAACGGAAGAAGAUGAUCUGUUGAUCUCUCACUGUAUCAUCAAAUUCAAACCAUGCGCCUUCCUCUUCAAUACUGAGCAUGAACCACUCUCCACAUCUGUCUGAAGGAAUCAAUUCGACAGGAGGUGAUCUACUGUGUAGCCUCGGUAUGGAGUCGGACAGGGGGAUACGUUCUGCCCAAAGUGUUGCCCAAACCCCAAGUCCUAAUGGAGAAACCCCCAGCUCCAGCCCUCCACUGCUGCUUUCACCUGGGCUAGGAGGCCUGGGCCUGGGAGCUUUGGGCAUCAUGGGUGAGACUCCUGGGGCAGAUUGGGAAAGCCGAGAAGAGCUGAGGCUCAGAGAGCUCGAGGAGGCACGGGCCAGAGCAGCUCAGAUGGAGAAAACUAUGAGAUGGUGGUCAGAUUGCACUGCAAACUGGAGAGAGAAGUGGAGCAAGGUUCGUGCAGAGCGUAACCGUGCUCGUGAUGAGGUCCGCCACUUAAGGCAGAGGCUGGAUGCUCUGACCAAGGAGCUGACCAGUCUUCGACGGGAGCGUCAAGAACUUGCAUCAGAGAAUGAGAUGCUACGACAGGAUGGGGUACAUCUACGUAGUGAUUUACCAGCUCCUCUUCCAGCCAUAAAUUCUACCUUCACCCCUCCACACCACCUCUGUGCGUUUUCUGCCCCUUCCUCUCCGUCCGUUGCACCCUCUUCCCCCACCUCCUCAUCCUCGUCAACGCAAGUCCACACUGAUUGCCACCUAGACAAGUUAGGUGAGGCAAUACUUGUGUCACCAGAGCCAGAACCGGUGCGGGACAUGGACAUGAAUGCACAAAAAAAUGGUCAACAAAAGCAGGAUAUGACACUUCAGUCUGUGCUGCAUUUACGAACUCCAGUUGGCGAAACCCAAGGGGCCUGUGGCAAUGGUGGCAUUAAUCCACCUGGAACGCGCUCUUCUUCUGGGCCGAGCCGACAAGAACGCAACAGGCAGCUGUGGGGAGACAUGAGCACUACAGAGGAUGACUUAAGCAAACUCUAUGCCUUACAGCUUCGUCUGGACGAAUCCCAAAAAGUCCUCCUGAAGGAAAGAGAAGACAAGCUUGCAUUGAGUAAGAGCAUUGAGAAGCUGGAGACGGAGCUCAGUCAAUGGAAACUUAAAUACGAGGAACUCAGCAAGACUAAACAAGAAGCCCUGAAACAGCUGAAUCUGUUGAGGGAAAUGCAUCAAGAUGAACUUGGCCGCAUAUCUGAAGACCUGGAAGAUGAACUGGGAGCUCGUACCAGUAUGGACAAGAAACUAGCUGAAUUACGAACUGAGAUGGAGAGGUUGCAGGUGGAGAAUGCAGCAGAAUGGGGCCGCAGAGAGCGUUUGGAGACAGAGAAACUGGCACUGGAGCGAGACAAUAAGAAGCUGAGGGCUCAGACUGAGGAUUUGGAAGAACAGAUGGCAAAGAAGCGCCGCCAAGCUGCGUCAGCAAUUGACACCGACUUCAAGGCCAUCCAGACUGAGUUGUUUGAGAAAAACAAGGAGUUGGCUGAUCUUCGUCACAUUCAUGCAAAGCUGAAGAAACAAUUCCAGGAAAAGACAGCAGAGCUCGGCCAUGCCAACAGGAGGGUGGAGGGCCAUGAGGCUGAAGUCAAAAAGCUACGACUGCGGGUGGAAGAGCUGAAGAAAGAAUUAGGACAGGCUGAAGAUGAGUUGGAUGACUCCCAAAACCAGACAAGGAAACUCCAGAGAUCUUUGGAUGAACAGGUGGAGCAGACCGAGAACCUGCAGGUCCAAUUAGAACACUUACAGUCCAGACUUCGGCGGCAGCAACUCAGUCCUGGUCUAUUUGGGAAGGUGCGAUCAACUCGGUUCAGCCCUGAUAACCCAGACGGUCCAAACAGUGACAUGGAUGAAGAAGAGGAGCAACUGCAGCUCCAGAUCCAUGGAUGACACGAAUAAACACAUGAACAGUGGAAGUGCUAACAGCAAUGUCUAAUAUAUCUUCAAAAAUGCCAUCUCACUAAGAUGAUUAUUGCCAUUGAGAGAAAAAAGGAGACAUUUAUCUAGCGUGAUGAGAAUUAUUACCACAGCAGCGCUAGCUCAGUAGGAAGGGGAGCCAACAUCAGAACUGUACCCAUAAAAUGUGGGAGAGGCUUGCCAUGACGACCCCUGAUGGGAGGUGCUUACUGUUGCAACAACAGUACUAGCUCAGUAUAUCAGGCGUGUUGGAGACUGAUCGGGAGUUGCAGUAGAGAUGCAAUUUGUCUCAUUUCUGCAGCAAGUCCAACAUUCCACUUUUUGUUUUCUUUUGGGGACUUUUUUUAAAUCACUGGACUGCAAACAUCAGGACAUUCCUGGAAUAUCAAUCUCUGAAUAAGAUGACAAACAAAAUUAUUUCUGUAGUUGGAAUUAUCUAUGUGAAAGGUUUGUGACAAGUUUAUGUAUUUGUAAAAGUAUACAUAGUAUGACACCCAGCUAUGUUCUUUUCUUUUUUUUUUUAAAUGGAAUGUUGAAGGGUUCAUAUAGUCAUUAAAAAAUUCUGGAAAUAGAAAAUUAAUUUUCCAGGUCAUUGAAAAGUUAUUGAAAAAUAGCAGCCUCUAUUAAGUUUGAUAAAAGUCGUGGAAAUAUUGCGUGGCUAAUACUUUGGAUGCUUCAAACAAAAAAUAACAUAACGUGCAGUAUGUAAAUUGACACAGAAGUAUAAUGUCAUGUUAUGUAGGUAAUGCGUAGUUUUGAUGCCACCAAAGAAGAAGAACAGUGUCUGUAUGCCGCUGUGCACGUCGAAGUAUGGCUGAACUUUGUUCAAAUAAAUGACCAGUCGGCUUCACGCAACACCUCCAAUAACUUUUGAUUGUGUGAUGGAGUUUGUGUGACUAUCAUGGUUAAAUACCAUGUUAAUAUCCAAACUCAAUUCCAAUCAAGUUGGAACAUUGUGUUAUACAAAUUAAUACAGAAUGCAAUAAUUUGCAAAUCAUGUUCAACCUAUGUUUAAUUGAAUACACUACAAAGACAAGAUAUUUAAUGUUUAAAUCGAUGAACUUCGUUUUUAGAAAAUAAUCAUUAACUCUGGUGACAAUAUGUUCCAGAAAAGCUGGGACAGUGUCAUGUUUACGACUGUGUUACAUCACUUUUCUUUUCUUUUUUUAACAUCAUUCAAUAAACAUUUGGGAACUUAGGACACUAAUGUUUGAAGCUUUGUAGGUAGCAUUCUUCUCCAUUCUUGCUUGAUAUCCAGCUUCAACUGUUCAACUGUCCGGGGUCUCUGUUGUUGCAUUUUAUGCUUCAUAAUGGCCCACAGAUUUCCAAUGGGAGACAGGUCUAGACUACAUGCAAGCGCGUAGCCGCUCUCUUUUAUUAUGAAGUCACACUGUUAUAACAGAUGCGAAAUAUUGCUUGGGAUUGUCUUGCUGAAGUAAGCAGGGGUACCCAUGAAACAUAUGUUGCUUGGAUGGCACUAUAUGAUUCUCCAAAACCUGUAUGUGCCUUUCAGCAUUAACGGUGCUUUCACUAAUGUGUAAGGUACCCAUGCCAUUGACAUUAACACAGUCCGAUACCUUCACAGAUGCUUUCGCACUUUUCGUCCGUAACAUUCUGUCUGGAUGGUUCUUUUCCUUUUCAGCCUCGAGACCACGAUGUUCACAAUUUCCAAAACAAAUUGAAAUGUGGACUCGUCAGACUGUGAAACACUUUUCCACUUUGCAUCAGUCCAUCUUAGAUGAACUCAGACCCAAAGAAGCUGAUGGCAUUUCUGGGUGUUGUUGAUAAAUGGCUUAUGUUUUGUAUAGUAAAGUUUAAGUUGCACGUAUGGCUGUCGUGCCAAAGUGUAUUGACUGACAUUGGCUUUUUGAAGUGUUCUUGAGCCCAUGUGGUGAUAUCCUUUACACAUUGAUGUUAAUUUUUGAUGCAGUGACGAUGCUGAGGGGUCGACGGUUACGGGCAUUCAAUGUUAGGUUUCAGCCUUGCUGCUUAAAUGCAGUAAUUUUUCCAGAUUCUCUGAAACUUUUGAUAUUAUCGACUACAUAAUGAAAUCCCUAAAUUCUUUGCAAUUAUACAUUGAGGAACAUUGUCCUUAAACAGUUCAACUAUUUUCUCACGCACUUUUUGUCAGAUUUACGCAACUGAUGACAGUUGAAAUACGACAUUAGAGAUCACGUCAGCAGUGUGCCAGGUUCAUGCAACCAAGGACAUUUGAAGUAUGAUAUUCAAGGAAGGAAGACAAGAACUUUUACUCACGAGGUUAAUGUAGGGGAUGUGUACAGUCACAAUCUCCCCAUUCUGCCCACAUCCCUAUGAAUCCUCUCUUUUAUUUCCUUAGGGCAGUCUGCAACGUAAUAAACAAAACAAACAUAAGCAAAUGUGAGUCUUGGCAUGUCUUGCACUCUAGAGCACAGAAUAUUUGUGAUUAGUGCGGAGCGCAGAAUUUUCCAGCUGCACUUUUGUGACAUCUUCUCUGGCUCAUGCUGCUUCGCAUGCAGCGUGCCUUUCUUUGUUGCAUGAUAUUGUUCAAGCAUAUUAAGUAUAGCAAAAGAGCAAAUAUGACGUAACUUUAUUUACGAUUAAUCUGCACUUUUUAACAAAGAGGUGAACGUCUUUGCUUGUGAAUGACAGUGAAGUUCCUUUUGUACUAAAUCAUGGCACACACCUGUUCCCACUAAGCCUGCUCACUUCUGGGAUGUUCCUAAAAUAUGUUUGAUGAGCAUUCCUCAACUUCUUUUUCACCACCUUGAGGAUUAAAUAUCUUGUCUUUGUACUGUAUUCAAUUAAAUAUAGGUUGAACAUGAUUUGCAGUUUACCGUACUGUAUUUUGUUUUUGUUUGCUUACUACAUUCCAACUUCAUUGGAAUUGAGGUUGUGCAUAAUUUAGCAGAAAUGGAGUGUAACGGAACGACGGAGAGAGCAUGUCAAAGACCUGCAGCUCAGCAAUGCUCUUAAAAGGUGAGGAAAAAUUAAAAAAAAUGUCCUCUGCCGACAUUGAGGCGACUAACAGUUAAACUGGAAUUAAAACAAUUUAAAUGCCAGUAACAGCUCACAUGAACAUAAUUAUUUAAACCAAGCAAGCGUGUGCGCUAAAGACACUGUACAGAAUGCUCAAGCACAUCGUCUUUAAAGGUGGAUCUUAUUUUUCUCAACAGGCCUGUUUUUGAGAUUAUACUGUAUUUGCUGCUAAUCUGAGUUGCCAAAUUCUGUUUAAAAUCUACACAGUUGUAGUGCAGUAUUCUUUCAGGAUUAGACAUUGAUGUGUAUUCAUGUAAUUUUCAACAAUAUUGCUCUCUUGUGAAAGUGUAACCU